UCCCAUCUCACACGAAACCCAAUCCACCCCACCUCUCUGGUUCUGCGGAGUUCUCCCUUCUCCCUGGCCAGGAGGAAACACGUCUGGAAUUGGGUGACACCUUUUGCCCAGACGUGAAACCCGCUAAUGCUGUGGACUAAUACCCUAGACAAGCUGAACCGCAUCCCUGUCGAGUUGGCGUAACCGACCCCCAAACGCCAGGCAGAUAGAGGAUGCUAUUGUCCCUGUGCUCACCCAGCCUCCCUCUCGGGACGCUCGAGGGGUAUAUAAAUCCAGGGGCCCUGGAGGGCUUAGGACUCUAUAGCCCUGUGACUGCUCAUAGGUUCCUGAAACCAAGCAAGAGCGGAAGGACCGAGGAUGAAGACUUUGCUGCUGAGUGCUGUUCUGGGGCUGGUCUGGGGGCUCCGGGUUGGAGCGGAAGUCGGCACCCAAUCGGACUUUGAUCAGAAAAAGUUUGCCGGGGCCUGGAACAUUAUUGCCGCGGCCUCGAACGACAAGGUGUUUCUUUCCAAGAAGGACUCCAUGAAGAUGGCAACCGCCAUCGUAACACCUGCAGCCAACGGUGAUCUGAACGUCAAAUUCGGAUUCCCUAAGCAUGAUGGUGGCUGCCAGAUUAUGGACACAGUUUUCGUCAAAGGAUCUGUGCCCGGCCAGUUCAGCGAUGCAGACUUUAACCAGAAGAAAAUCCACGUGGUAAAGACCGACUACAAGCGCUAUGCCAUCAUGUACAUGCAGGUGGAAAGGGAUGGCGUGACCAGCAACAUGCUGCAGCUUUACACCCGAGGCAAAUCCCUGAUUCCAGACGUGGCCCUCAAAAUGCAGAUGAUGGCUCCCAAACUGAAGCUCUAUCCCCAUCAGGGACGCUUGCUCCCCAAGACAGAUGUGUGCAUCAAAGCUCUUGCCCAGUGACGUUCACCUUCAUCUCUCUCUUGGGAAGCACUGCUGGAUCCUGCCAGAAUCAAACUCGGCUUCUCUCCUCAUCUCCUUCUGGAUCCCCCCAGUUCUCUCUCCCCCCGGGGGGUUUGGGGUCCUGCCUGAUUUCUGUAGGAAUUUUCCUCUCAAGGUGAAAUAAACCUAAGAUUAAUAUUC
Molecule: messenger RNA, 1089 nt
Organism: Ornithorhynchus anatinus (platypus)
Lineage: Eukaryota; Metazoa; Chordata; Mammalia; Monotremata; Ornithorhynchidae
Product: lipocalin-15-like
Exons: 7
Coding region: 358-909 (183 amino acids)
Molecular function (GO): small molecule binding
Source: RefSeq, a predicted model, not a curated record